Messenger RNA from Olea europaea var. sylvestris, 776 nucleotides. Its product is annotated as rapid alkalinization factor-like. The record is from RefSeq and is a predicted model, not a curated record. Bases 190 to 579 code for a protein of 129 amino acids. Lineage: Eukaryota; Viridiplantae; Streptophyta; Magnoliopsida; Lamiales; Oleaceae. The transcript has a single exon.
CAACUCCCUUCCCUCUUACUCACAUUUGCUCUGUCCCGUUCACACCUGUACAUGCACAUAUACAUAUAGAGAGAAACAGGCAGAGCAGAAGAGAAGAUCAAACAAAGCCACACCUCACAAUCACAAGUCUGAGAAAGACCCAGGUGAAAACUUUACCAAAAACUAAGCAAAGAUUGCAUUUCAACGCUGAUGAAUAUAAUGGCAAGAAGAAGUUUGACUUCAAUGAUUUUCACGGUACUGUGCAUAAUCGCAUCUCUGCUGAUUUCCCAAGUUUCGGCUGGAGGCGAAGUCGCUGCGGCAGCGGCGGAUGUGGGGUGGCUGAUGCCGAUGAUGAUAUCUGGUUGCAAAGGAACCAUAGCCGAGUGCCUUGGGGAUACCGACGAGGAGGAGGAGUUCGAGCUUGAUUCGGAGUCGAAUCGGCGUAUCUUAGCCACUCGCCGGUACAUUAGCUACGGUGCUCUCCAGAAGAAUAGAGUCCCCUGCUCCCGCCGCGGCGCCUCCUACUACAACUGCCGUCCUGGUGCUCAGGCCAAUCCCUACACCCGUGGUUGCAGUGCCAUCACUCGUUGCAGGAGCUGAGAUUUCUACAGUAUUACUACUAUUCCUCUAUUACUUGGAAAAUUAUCAGUUUUUAAAUUUUUUUUUCUUUUUUGAGAUUGGGUGUUUGAUGAAUUAUUGUGGUUAUUAUAUACGUAUUGUUUUUAAUACAAGUCAUGUAAUUUUUGUGAAUACUAAUUCAUUAUAUAUCAUGUUUGCUGUAUUGUUGAGUAUUUUGA